Molecule: messenger RNA, 2818 nt
Organism: Branchiostoma floridae (Florida lancelet)
Lineage: Eukaryota; Metazoa; Chordata; Leptocardii; Amphioxiformes; Branchiostomatidae
Product: mucin-5AC-like
Exons: 3
Coding region: 218-2818 (866 amino acids)
Molecular function (GO): calcium ion binding
Source: RefSeq, a predicted model, not a curated record
AGUAACUUCUUGGUAAAGGGUGAAAAAUGAUUGUGUUUCCCGGUAACGUACAGGAAACAACUCAACCGAAAGAAGAAUAGAUCAAACCUCAGAAGAAUCUGCAACUACUGAGUUCUACUCUACUCCAAACCCUGGGACGACCGAGGAAACAAACACCCAAACUACGCAAUCAACAAGGGUGGCAACAGAUGAAGAGGCUUUGUUGAGCACGGAAGCUAUGCCUCAGACGACAACCAUUUUGGAGUCUAUUGAAUCAACUGAAGAAACAGCUACAACAACAGAUACGUCAACUGAAGACUACCUCUCAACAACUCUAUUGCAGCUCGAAGAAACUACAGUUGUAGCCUUAACAGAGGAGGCAAUCGCCGAAAGUGAUCCGACUGAAAAAACAGUGACGACAACAAAAACGUCAACAGAAGAAUACCUCUCAACAUCUCUAUUGCAGCUCCAAGAAACUACAGUUGUAGCCUUAACAGAGGAGGCAAUCGCCGAAAGUGAUCCGACUGAGAUAGGAAUCGUCUCGACAGCCACGGCACCACUAACCUACUCCUCAGAAACAACGGAAGAAGCAGUCUCAACUGAGGCGGCAGAAACAGAGCUGGCUCCAACUGAGUCUGCCUCACUUGACGUCAAGUCCACAGGGGUAACGUCAGUUCCAACUGCAAUCACGGAGUCAGAGGAAGUCGCCAGUGAACCCAUGACAAUCCUCUCCGAAGUCACGAACACCGUAAAAGCUGCCACAACUGAGUUCACAGAGACAUAUCCGGCUCCAACUUCACUUUACACAGAGAUAACUUCAGUUGCAAUGACGGAGUCAGAAGACGAAGUCAGCAGUGAAACCAUAACAACACAAUCAGUUCUCAGCGAGGUCACGGAAAGUGAAGAGGCUGUCUCAACUGAGGGAUUGAUCACACAGUCUAGUCUAAACAUGGUCACUGGCACCGAAGGCUUUGUCUCAACUGAGAGUAUGACCACACAGCCAGCCUCGAAUGAAGGCACUGAGGGCUCUGUCUCAACUGAUGUUAUGAUCACGCAAUCAAUUCUAAGCGAAGCCACGAGCAGCGAAGAUUCUGCCUCGACUCAGGUUAUGACAACGGAAUCAGUUUCAACUGAUGUCUGGCCGACAGAACAAGCCUUGUCAACUGAAGUUCGCACUGCACACUCAGCCUUCAGCGAAGCUACUAGCACCGAAGACUUUGCCUCAACUGACAUUAUGGGAACGCAGUCAUUUCCAGCUGAAGAUCUCAAGACAGAAGAAGUCGCGUCGUCAACCGAUGUCCUUACCACACUGUCAGUCACGGACGGAGUUAUCGGCAUUGAAGGUCCAGCCUCGACUGUGGAGAUGGAAACACAGCCACUUCCAACUGAGGUCUUGAGUAUAGACGAAUCUGUCUCAUCAGAGUUUACAACACAAGGCUCGGUCACAGACAUGGCCAUGGUGACAACAGAGUCAAUGUUCACAGAUACACUGGUAACAGAAGUAACUACGCCCUUAACGACAAAGGAUGAGGUCCCAAGUGAACUGUUGUCAACUACCACGGGAUCGCGGACAGAGCAUACUGCUACUACCAAACCAUUCCUCACCACCGAAUCGUACACUACAGGCACUGAUGAUCUACUGACAGAAAGUCCACAUGUUACAAUCGUCACGCAACCGCUGCAGAUAGCAGGUACAACUCUCCCAUCGGUCACAACAGAGGCUUCUACACUGUCUGAUGCCAGUCCAACGACGUCACCUAGUGAAGUUGCAAUGUCCACGUCUGUGGUGACAGGGGCUGGAAAUAUGACCGAUGAAAUGGUUUCAACAGAGCUCAUGGAAGGCACCAGUGUCACCACGGUUACCGAGCAACCCACAACCAUGCGAAUAUCGUCCACAGAAACGCUAUCGCCCACUACAGGUACAACGAUGAACCAGAAGCUAUCCACCUACAGAACUAGUUCCAUGGAAACUACGAGGUCGGCACUGACAGAAUUUGGAAAUAUGACCGAUGGAUUGGUUUCCACAGAGCUCAUGGACAUCACGGUUACUCCAUCUACAGCAAGGCAAUCAUCAUCCACAAACGAUUUCUCAUCUACAGCAAUCACAACAUCGGAGCAGAUGCUGUCCACUUACAGCAGCAAUGUCAUAGAAACUACGAAGCCAGGGACGUUGGCUGUAACAGUGUUUACUGAAGAAGUCACUGAAGAAUACAGCGCAACAACAGAGGACAGUGAUGCAACCGUCUCUACAACGACUGACAAAUCAGUGACAGGUCAAACCAUGGACCUGUCUACGAUGGACAUCAUGGCCACUACAGAAGAAACCACCGAUCGCAUUGGGACUUCUGUUCCAGGUACUGCUAUGGAUCACCUGACGACACAUCUGUCUGUUGACACGAUGGAGCCAACUGUAGUAACAGAGGCACUAAAGGAAACGACAACUACAGCUUUCCUUACCACCGAUAGUUUCACUACUACGACUGCCCAACCUGAAAGCACAACCAUGCAUACCACGAUUAAUCCAACAGAGGAAGCAGACAUUAAAAGCUGCAUCCAAGACAUCGACAUUUGCCACGAGAACGCAACGUGUGUCAACACAACAUCCGGGCACGCCUGUGUCUGUAGGAGAGGCUUUCAGGGAGAUGGUCAAAACUGUACUGACAUAGAUGAGUGCUCCAUACAGCCAACUCUACCGGACGUGGCUACAAUGUCUGAUGAGAUUUCUCGCCAUGGUUGUUCUGAUGUUUGUGUCAACACCCUGGGGUCGUACCACUGCGCCUGCCCGGAGUAUUUCAUCUUGAAUGCGGACGGAAGGACGUGUGAAGGUAGACAAGCUUAG